AUGCGGUGCAGCCUCGCCCUUGUGGUGCUGGCUUCCGUGAUUGGUGCCAUUGUCGCGGAUCAGGAUCCACGAUGCCCACCCCUGUCGAACGACGUGUUUGGCAUCUGUGUUGAGGGUUGCUUCAACCAUGAUGACUGUGAGGGCGAUAAGUUGUGCUGCUCAAACGGCUGUGGCUCCACGUGCAAGGACCCCGUGGACCCCUGCACCAUGCUCGACUGUCCCCAUGGCUGCGAGGACGGCGAAUGCCUUCCCCCACCAGAGCGCUGCACGUCACAUGAGCAGUGCGGACCUCUCCACUACUGCCGCACAGAACAGGACGGCUGCCCCGGCGAUUUCAUCGGCGACGUGCAGCUCGUUGGAGAAUGCGCGCCGCGCCCCAAUGACAUUAGGGUGUGCACGCUUGAGUAUGCACCCGUGUGCGGGUGCAACGGGCGGACAUAUUCGAACAAGUGCCAUGCGGGUUACUACGGUGUCAGGCACCGCGGCCCAUGCGAGCCGUCAACCUCAACCGCAUCCACAGACACCACCUCCUCCCCAUCAUCAUCAUCAUCAUCAUCAUCCCCAUCAUCAUCGCCUUCUUCUUCUUCUUCUUCUUCUUCUUCUUCGCCAUCGCCCUUUGGCACCACCUGUGUGCGCCGCGAGCAGUGUGGCGAGGGCUUCGCCUGCCGGCCGCAAACCGAAAACACGUGCAUUGGCGACAUCGCAGACGACGGCACAAUGACAGCGGGCGUGUGUGUGCCGCAAGUUGAGAUCUUUUGCCCGGAGUAUUAUGCGCCCGUGUGCGGCUGCGACGGUGACACGUACAGCAACCCCUGCUUUGCCUUUAACGUCGGUGUCAGGCACCAGGGCCCAUGCGAAGACGAUGAGGAAGACGACGAUGACGACUAUGACUACUAUGAUGACUACUAUGACGACUACAAAGUCGACGACGACCACUAUGAGGACGAGAGCACGUCUUCGCCCACGACGUCUUCUGCGCCAUCGACCGCGACCACCGCCACCACACGCCCGGCCAUCCCGCGUGACUGUGUCCGCUGGUACGACGGAUGCAACACGUGCAUGGUCGAGGAUGGCAAGAUCACCGGGUGCACGGAGAUUGCGUGCUUCCGCCAUGAGGAGCCGCGCUGUCUUGAGUUUUCGCCGCCGCGCAUCCCACACCGCUGCCUCACCUGGUUUGACGGCUGCAACACGUGCUCCGUUGCAGGCGGCAAGCCAUACUUGUGCACGCUGCGCGCGUGUGCGGAGGACUCGAUGGAAGAGCCACGGUGCCUGGAGAUGCUGCCAGACUCGUGCGUCCGCUGGUUCGACGGCUGCAACGAGUGCACCAUCAAUGAGGACGGCCUCGAGGCGUGCACGCGGCGGGCGUGUGGACCGGGUAUCCUGCAGCAGCCGCGCUGUCUUGAGCACACGUGCAGCGACGUCCUGUGCGAUCUCUACUGCGAGAACGGCUUCAAGCGCGACGAAAACGGGUGUGAGAUGUGUGAGUGCAAGGAGGAGCCGUGCCCUGUUCUCCGCUGCAUGGGGCCCUGCGAAUACGGCUACGCUGUGGAUGAGGAUGGCUGCGACACGUGCGAAUGCAAUCCCGCUCCGUCCAGCUCCCUGGUCGAACCGACAUCCUCAUCCUCGACUGAGACAACCACGUCGUCAACCACGUCGUCAACCACAACAUCGUUCACCACUUCCAUGCCAUCCUCAUCGACAGUCGAGACAACCACGACCUCCACCACCUCCGAUUCGUGUGGCGACGUGACGUGCCCGCCACCCCCGCCCUGCCCCGCACCGCCACAGGGAUGCCGCUACGAGUUUGAUUACAAGUGCGGCUGCAUCGUUGGCUGUGGCAAUCUCAAAUGCAAGUCGGCUGGAGAGGGCGAGCGCUGUGUCGCUGACGGCGAUGUGGGCCCAACGUGUGACGCCGGCCUUGUGUGCCUCCACGGCACGUGCCAGGUGGACGUGUGCGCCAGUUACGACUGUCUUCCCACACACAAGUGCGUUCCGCAGAGGGUGGAGUGCAUUACCGCCCCCUGCCCGCCCCAGCCGACGUGUGUUGCCAAGGAGCACUGCUUCGAACACCCGUGCACCUCGGAUAAGGUUUGCGUCGACCUUCGCAUCGCGUGCAUCACCACACCCUGCAUUCAAUAUGAAUGCGUCAGCAAGAACGUGUGCCAGCCCAACCCCUGCCCCCACGGCCACGAGUGCGUGCCAUCGCCAGCAGACUGUGCGGACUGCAAGCCGUAUUUGUGCAUGGAACAGCACGACACACAACCGACGACGCCCGAUGCUCUGCCGGGAACACCCGCCUCCACUUCUUCGUCUUCACCACAGACCGGUUCAUCUUCCUCUUCGUCGUCACCAUCUUCUUCUUCUUCUUCGUCUCCAUCAUCUUCAUCAUCAUCGGUCCCAUCCUCCCCCUCCUCCUCCUCGGCGACCUCAACCUGGCCGUCAUCAUCAUCGUCAUCAACAUCAUCCUCGUCCACCACGGAGACGGAGCUGCCCGCACCUGCCGUGCUCAUCAUUGGCCGCAUGUCCGUGACUGUUGACGGCAACACGCUCGACGUUGCUGUCCUGCGUCGCGAGUUCAUCGCGCACAUCGAGAGCACGACCGGUGUGCGUGCGCUGGACGUGAAGAUUGAGAUUGUUGGCCGUCGCCGCGCGUCCGCCGUGGAAGUCCGCUUCGUUGUCCAGCUCGCUUCCAUCAACGACGCUGACGCUGUUGAGAAGAGCAUCAAUACUGGCGAUGUGUUCGUGUCGCUCAACUCCUCCUCCACCAACUUCUCCGCCUCUCGCAUUGGCAGCACGUCGCGAGAGGUGCAGAGCGGCAGCAGCGGUGAGGACAACACGGCGAGCGCCACGACGUACAUUGCCGUUGGUGCUGCCGUUGGCGUCGUGGCCGUCAUUGCCAUCGUCGCUGUCGCCGUCUCCCGACGCAAAUCCGCCGCUGUCCGUGUGGACGCCCGUCCAGACCACAUUGAGAACCCAAUGUACAUGGACCCCACACUCUGGAAGGCGGCCAGGCACGACGACGUGGAUGUCUGA
Messenger RNA from Salpingoeca rosetta, 3033 nucleotides. RefSeq lists its product as uncharacterized. Gene Ontology annotation, cellular component: extracellular region. The transcript is spliced from 20 exons. The coding region runs from base 1 to 3033 and encodes 1010 amino acids. Lineage: Eukaryota; Choanoflagellata; Craspedida; Salpingoecidae. The record is from RefSeq and is a predicted model, not a curated record. Gene Ontology annotation, molecular function: protein binding; serine-type endopeptidase inhibitor activity.